This is a messenger RNA of Haemonchus placei, 3510 nucleotides long. NCBI's taxonomy places the organism in Eukaryota, Metazoa, Nematoda, Chromadorea, Rhabditida, Trichostrongylidae. The record is from the annotation of a GenBank genome assembly.
UCACUGAUUAGCUGCAUCGAGGAACAUCUGCCUCAUCGCGUCGACACUUGGACGACUCGGUUGAAGACUUCGGCGCUGCAUGGAGAAGCGCUCACGUCCAGCCAGCUGUCUGCCCGUCGCUACCGAUGCCGACCGCAGCUUCACCAUGGCACGCUUCUUGAUCGAAUCCGACAACAUAGUCAAAGCUUCGGAGGUGGUUGAUAUGAUCUCCUCUAGCUUCAUGGUAUUCGCACACAGAAACGACUGUAGGGAACUUUCCACUGAACGAAGUUCUCGCAAAUCGGAUGCCAGAUUCAAGCAGCUUGACUCCGCCACCUCUAGAAAUGGUUGAUAUGCCUCCAGCAGCGACACAUCGCCACCUCCUCUCGAACUCAGUUGAAGCUUCAAUCGCUUCACUGAAGCUGUUAACUCCUUUGAUGCAGACUCGAUAUCGUCUAGUGUAAUCGAUCUUGCCAACUGCAAACGAGAAAUCACGUCCUCCAAAGCCACAGUGUCAAACUCAACAAACUGAGCAAGAAGAUCAACAAGCCUUAUGUUCGAGGUACUGACCUGCUUCCCUUUGGCACUCAGAACAGAAGGCAACGAAGACAAGGAAAAGCCAACAGCUCUCGACAGCGCUGUACCUUGAUUUAUAUAGUUACCAUACUGAAGGCAUUUGUGCAUGAGGUGGACGAGCACCCUUGAUCGAAGAGCUUCACUCGCAUCACGUAUUCUCUGCGUUGAUUGUGAGUGGCGCGUAAGGUCCUGAAGAAUUUGCUCCCGAGCUAUUGCCAAUUCAGCUCUUAUUCUCAGAGUGGCUCUACGUGCCGCUUCCCAACAUAAUAUGUCACAGUUGCGUUUAACGUCUUCACGAGCAGCUCUUUUGAACAGGAGCAUCUCCUCAUCAGUUGGGAAGUACUUGAGCAGUGAAGACAGUAAAUCGAUCGAUAUCCCUUCCAUGUUAUUCGACUCCAAUCGCUCAAUAAGAUCCAUAACGGUGAGAGGGCGAAGCUUGGCAAGGAUUAUCUCAAGGUUGAGCGCCUUCUGCUGUGACAGCUGGAAUAUGGACUCAUCUGUGGGUCUUUCACGAACACUACGUCUUUCGGUCGCAAAACGUGAUAGCGCUGAAGGUUCCGCUCUUUCAAAUAGCAGUUGCACAUGAUCUCGUUCUUCAGCGCCGAACUCUGGUCUUGAGUAUUCAUUCCACACCGUGUGGACAUUUGUUAUGGAAUGCUGGCUGACGGCUUGCCAAAGUAAUGUGUAUGUUUUCUUCUUUUUCGGAUAGAUCUCAUCAGUUCUAGCGGUGCAAGAAGGGGACAACGCCGAGUUCGAUAAUGUUGAAGCUCGCGCUAGUAUUCCAGGCGGAGGUGGUGGUGGUGGCGGAGGAGGAGGCGGACCAGGUGCGGCACCACCCGUUUGCACUUUCAGAAGCCCAAGUGGAGGUGGUGGAGGAGCUGGAGGAGGUGGUGGGGGUGGAGCUGAAGACACUGGAAUAGAUGGACCGGGUAGUGCACCGGAAGGGUUUCUUGUCGUUGUCGUUGGCGAAACAGUCGACGUAGAAUCCUGCCGAACGUCUUCUUUGUGAGAUAGGGAAUCAGAGACUGGAGUAUUACCUCCCCUGUCCAUGGAGUCGCUUGCGUCGCAUCUGAUGGUGAGGAAGCCAGUGAAAUGGCAGGAUCGGAAUGUACGCGAACAACCGGUAACAUUUUCUGACGUUGAGGGCUUGUCACUCGACAUAGAACCAACUUCAUCAAGGAGGCCUGACGUCGACGGCUGCUCUUGUGACACAAGGGGAUCAGGAGGAGGCAACGGAACAGAUGAAGCCUCAGAUUCAUGAGCAGUGGAUGGAGACAUAGUUGUGGAAGACCCAGUUGAUUGACAAGCAUUGAUUGAAGGAGCGAUAGUUACAAACGACAUAGAGUAAGAUUGGCCUUUUGAUGAUCGGGAAGUAGCGGGACAUGGAGUAACGGAUGCAGGAGUUUCACUCGUCGUGGUUGCUUGUUCAUGAGCGCCUGGCGUAGGCUGCUCUCCUUGUAGAACAUCAAGUGAAGCUUCUGAAUUGUUAUUAGAGCGUUCAUUCGGUGGAAUCAAGGCGAGACGAGUAGCAUGAUGACGUGAGACAGACCGCGGUCUCCUUUUCACUUUCGGCAUGGGUGCAUUUGUCCUGAGAGUGGGAACAUUGAAAUCCGUGAGAUUUACGUUGCUUUUUGAUGGAGGGGCAUUUGGCUUCUCUUCGUGAUCAGGAUCUGAUGGUGCAGGACUUGUUGAAGCUGAUUCUGAGCGGUUUUCAUUGUUUCCAAAAGGUGAAGUACAGCCAGCUGAACGCACGUUCAAGGAGUCGGCUAGGGAUAGCGCUCCCGAUUUGGCUUUCGGAACAUUUCUUGUCGCAGAUGACGCCUCACUUUGGUCUUCUAGAAUAUCAGACCCCAUGGUCUUCGAAAAGUGCUCCAUCAGAAUGUCCCACAUGGCUUCAGACAUGCCAUGACGGCAUUUCACCAGAAUUCGCAGUAAGUUGUGCUUCCUUAACAGCUCAUCGAGAUCUUUAGAACCAUCAAACCAUUCGAAGAGCAAGUCAACUGCACAACGUGGAUCUCGUGAACCUCUAGGAGGCUCUUGUAUGAGCAUGUCCCUGGACUCGGAUUGUACUAAUCUGUGUAAUUCACGAUUUAACAUCGGAUGCAUCGUAUUUGAAGCGAAAGUAACGCCUUUGAGAACGCCAAGUGACAUUAAAUCAUUCCUUAAACUGCACCGCGAUAGAUAGUUUAAAUUGCUCUCAAUAGCAUUAUUUAUUAUUUCCAGAUCAUGAGCUCGUUGAUCUUCAGUGGUAGUUUCGGCGGCGAACGAGGACACGACAUCACGAAGUCUUUGUAGGCCUUUUGACUCGACGUUCACAUCAGGAGCAAUUUUGACAGGAUUCCGGAGACUCCGCCUCCGCCGCUCCUCUGCUUUCAAAGCUCUCGCUGUAUGAGCCUUAUGCUUCACUGAGUGGACUUUAGGAAUAUUUCUGGGGCCAGAACUAUUAGAAGUUAUACAAUCAAUCCCUUCAUAAGCAGUCUUCCAGUCCGUAUCAUUGCUGGCGGUGCUGUUGAAGCUCUAGAAGACAAAAAACAAAAGUCUAUCAACUUGGAAAGGCUCAGAAAGGGCCAUCUAGAUCUUUCACUCUUCAGACAACGUCUUCAAUGUGGAACGGAAGUGAAAUUAUGGGGGAAGACAUUACAAAGAGAAAAAUCAAUUCAAUUAGCCAACCUUGGUAUUCUCUUCUAUACCGUCGCCAUCCUUCCGUGGUUCUUCACAAGGAACUUUCGCGGUGCCUGCCGCAUUUCCUUUCACAACGCAUACUGACGAAGAGACCAACGACGAAUCAUCGUUUCCGCUUGAAUGGGAAAUCGAUUGGCUUUGAUUUUUUCUGGUUGCUACGCUGCACUCCUCUGCAAUAGUCGAACAAGCUGGCGACACCGCUACCGAGAUGAUUUCCUUCCUUGUCCUUCUCCUCUUGUGUUUCAGCCCCAUAGCAAACGGUUGGUGAGGUAA